CCCAUUUUUCUCCAAACCAAACCUCAUUUAUUCCCACCACCUAGGUUUUGCUUUUUGUUCCAUUUCUCUCCCCCAUUUUUGGAUUUUUGUUUUUACCCUUCUCCUUCCAUUUCAAGAUCUAUCCUCCUUCGUCCCCCAAACUCCUUCCUUUCCAUGGAUUUCUUCACCAAAAUCAAAACUUCCCAACAUAUUCCUCCAUUCCCACCUCCAAAUCCUUCCCAUUCCAGCUUCCCCAUUAUCGCCAUUGCCAUUAUUGGAAUUCUCGUCACUGCUUUUUUGCUUCUCAGCUACUAUGUCUUCGUCAUCAACUGUUGCCUCAACUGGCACCGCUUCGAUCUCAUCCGCCGUCUCUCCCCUUCCUCCACCCGCCGUCUCCCUUCCCCCACUGCCUACUCUCCGGCCUUCGAGACUCGGGGUCUUGACGAAUCGGUGAUUAGAUCAAUCCCUUUGCUGCAUUACAAGAAAUCAAUGCCCAAUGAAAAAACCUUAUCUGAAUGCGCUGUUUGUUUGAGUGAAUUUGAAGAAGAUGAGACUGUUCGAAUUAUUCCCAUUUGUUCACAUCUAUUCCACAUCGACUGUAUCGACAUUUGGCUGCAAAAUAAUCCCAAUUGCCCACUUUGUCGAACCAGCAUUUCUAGCUCUGUUCUGUUUCAUCGAUUUCCUCUUCCGAGCUCCUCGCCGGAGGAUCCAAUCGGUGCUGGAGGUGAAAGGGACUUCGUAGUGAUUGAAUUGGGUGGAAUUAGAAAUGACCCAUCUGGCCAAUUUUCACAAGAGCGGGCGAAUUCAAGGGAAUUGCCGGCGGUGAAAUUGGAACAGGGGAAAAAAUGGCAGAAACUUCAGAAAGUGACGAGUUUAGGGGAUGAGUGGAUUGACACUAGAGAGAAAGAUGAGCAAUUUUUUAUUCAACCCAUUAGACGGUCGGUUUCUAUGGACUCGUCGGCGGAACGGCAGAUGUAUCUAGCGGUGCAGGCGGCGCUGCAGCAGAGCCGGCGUGGGAGUGAGGUUAGUCCUGGCGGCGAUGGGUGUAAUGGGAGAGGGAGAAGAUCUCUAUUCUCUUUCGGAAAUGGUAGAAGUUGUAGAAGUUCUGUUCAAGUUCAACCUGUUCGUUUGGAAGAGAAUUAAGAGUUAGAAAAAUUGAUUUUUGUUGUCAUUGAUUUAAAGAUACAAAGUGUUAGCAUUUUCUGAGAGAAAUUCAAUCAAAAGAUUGAUAACUUUUUUUUUUUAAUGUAUUUUUUAAUUGAUUUUUCUCGAAACCAGUCAUAAUUGUCAAAAGCUUAAGUUAUGAAUGUGGUAUAUAGUUAUGAAUA
Molecule: messenger RNA, 1307 nt
Organism: Cucumis melo (muskmelon)
Lineage: Eukaryota; Viridiplantae; Streptophyta; Magnoliopsida; Cucurbitales; Cucurbitaceae
Product: RING-H2 finger protein ATL16
Exons: 1
Coding region: 154-1122 (322 amino acids)
Biological process (GO): protein ubiquitination
Molecular function (GO): transferase activity
Source: RefSeq, a predicted model, not a curated record